Messenger RNA from Oppia nitens, 969 nucleotides. RefSeq names its product 1,5-anhydro-D-fructose reductase-like. NCBI's taxonomy places the organism in Eukaryota, Metazoa, Arthropoda, Arachnida, Sarcoptiformes, Oppiidae. Bases 1 to 969 code for a protein of 322 amino acids. The transcript has a single exon. The record is from RefSeq and is a predicted model, not a curated record. Gene Ontology annotation, molecular function: aldose reductase (NADPH) activity. Gene Ontology annotation, cellular component: cytosol.
AUGUUUAGCAAACUUUUGAUAGUAUGUACUGUUUUAACAUUAAGUGAAUCACUUCCCACAACCAUUACUCUAAGUAAUGGCCAGAAAAUGCCGAUCGUAGGUCUGGGAACAUAUCAGGCAACAGGAGAUGUCAUCUAUGAAUCUGUAUUGAAUGCAUUAGAUGUCGGUUUCAGACACAUUGACACCGCCUAUCUCUACGAUAAUGAGAAAGACAUUGGAAGGGCUCUUAAGAAGGUGUUCAGCGAAGGAAAGUUGAAACGUGAAGAUGUAUUUGUUGUAACCAAACUGUGGCACACAUUUCACAGUCGACCGCUUGUUAUGGAGGGCAUGAAGAAGUCUUUAAACAACUUAGGUCUCGAUUAUGUCGACCUAUUUUUAGUUCAUUUUCCGUUUGGUCUCAAAGAAGGUACUAAUAUGACGACACCCGUUGAUGAUAAAGGAAAUGUGCUUUUCUCGGAUGUCGAUUAUGUGGAGACCUGGCAGGGGAUGCAAGAUGUCUAUGACAAAGGAUUUACCAAAUCAAUUGGUUUGUCUAACUUUAAUCACCAACAGGUCGACCGUAUCCUAAGUAUGGCUCGAGUCAAACCUAUGGUCAAUCAAGUGGAAUGUCAUCCAUAUCUUAAUCAAAAACAAUUGCUGGACUACAGUACUAAACAUGACAUUGUAUUGACAGCAUACAGUCCAUUGGGAACCGGGAGAAUGUUGAAUGAAACCAAACUAAUAGAGAUCGCCGAUAAACACAACGUAUCGGCCGCUCAGGUACUCAUCAGAUAUCAGGCACAGAGAGGUAUUGUCGUCAUUCCGAAGGCCACGAGUAAGAAGUAUAUUGCAGAAGACUAUGAAAUAUUUAAUCUAAAUCUUAGUGACAGUGAUAUGACAGCUAUUGAUAGUCUAAACAAAAAUUUAAGAUAUAAUGUCGUAGAUUAUGCCAAAAAACAUAAGUACUAUCCGUUUAAUAUACCCUAUUAA